Orbilia oligospora ATCC 24927 is the source of this 2658-nucleotide messenger RNA. RefSeq lists its product as uncharacterized. The transcript is spliced from 8 exons. Gene Ontology annotation, biological process: intracellular protein transport; vacuole organization; vesicle-mediated transport. The coding region runs from base 1 to 2658 and encodes 885 amino acids. Gene Ontology annotation, cellular component: HOPS complex; endosome. NCBI's taxonomy places the organism in Eukaryota, Fungi, Ascomycota, Orbiliomycetes, Orbiliales, Orbiliaceae. Gene Ontology annotation, molecular function: protein binding; protein-macromolecule adaptor activity. The record is from RefSeq and is a predicted model, not a curated record.
AUGCAAAGUACCUCGAAUCCCGCCAAAUUCUUGUUUCUAUUUCGCAGAGAACAGGAAGACCUUCGAGAACCGCCUGAGAUGAAAGUUUGGAUCCUCAAGGAUUCGAACAAGAAGGAGUUUUCUUUUCAACUUCUGUCGACUCUACGGAUUAAUGUGCAGUCUAUUUUUCCAAUGACUUGCUUCUCCACAACCGAAGAUUUGUCAGAUGUUGCUGCAGCUUUCGCCAACGGGGUGAUAGUUCUAGUUCGUGGGGAUCUUGUUCACGAUAGGGGGACUAAGCAGAGGACGAUAUUUGAAUCCGACGAGCCGAUUACUGGUAUCCAGUUCGCCAAUGAAAACGGUACAUGCGCCUUAUAUGUCACAACGAUCGAGCGGGUGAUGACAAUUAAAACUUCAAUAAGAGGCCACAUCCCGCCGCCAAGGGUACUAGAAACAGCUGGGUGCGCUUUAGGCUGCUUAACUAUGGACGAGGUUUCCGGGUCCGUCCUUGUCGCAAGAAACGAUGCUCUUUACUACUACGGCCAGGACGGGCGUGGACCCUGUUAUGCCUAUGAAGGUUCUAAAAGCUUUGCUGGUUCCUUCGGGGAGUAUGUUGUAUUACUGCUACCACCGCAAGCUCCGUCAACCGGGCCUACUAACACAGCCGCGAACUCGCGCCACCAUAUUUCCGCAAAACGGGACACUUUUUUUGAGGUUAAUACUUUAGUAGUUCUAGAUACAGACCUUCAGUUUAUCGCUCACAUCGAGGCCUUCACGGGCGGUGUAAGGGGUAUUGUUUAUGAAUGGGGGGCCAUCCACAUUCUUACUUCGGAUUAUAAGAUGAUUAGACUCAAAGAGAGAGCGCUUUCUGAUCGGUUGAAUCUCCUAUAUCAACGCGAUCUAUACCCGACAGCCCUCAAACUUGCACAGAAGUCAAAGAUAACAAGUGCCGAAAUAAAUCAGAUAAAUUGCCGAUAUGCAGAUUUCCUCUUUUCCAAAGGCGAUUAUGAUAAUGCUAUGUACCAAUAUAUACAAGCAAUCGAAGGCACCCAACCCUCUCAGGUGAUACGGAGAUUUCUUGACAUUCAAAGAAUCCCGAACCUUAUUCAAUACCUCGAAGAGCUACAUCGACAUUCCGAAUAUGUUACAACAGAACACACUACCCUCCUUUUAAAUUGUUACGCGAAACUCAAGGACGUCGAGAAGCUUGAAAGCUUCAUCAGGUCAGAUAAAGGCCAGCGAUUCGAUCUAAAUACUGUGAUCUCUUUAUGCCGUCAAGCUGGGUAUUUUGGACAAGCUGCAUUCCUAGCCCGGCAGAAUUCCGAACAUGAUAUAGUGAUGGAUAUUUUCAUGGAGGAUAUGCAGAAAUUUCAAGACGGGAUUAAUUUUCUCGUGACUUUACAACCGGAUACAAUGCAACGGAAUCUUCUGAAAUGGGGACGAGUCUUGUUAGAUGAAUUGCCUUUUGAGACAACAUCUCUGUUUAUUGAAUUCUAUACCGGAGGCUACGUUCCGCGAGAGGAGGUACCCACCGAAGAGGUACCUGCUCCUCAGUCUAGCACCGGUGGCCUUCAAGGCUAUGCAGCGUUUUUACAACUUCCAUAUCUCGUUAACCCCCUCUCGGUUGCCGCUCCCCCCAGUCCUGAAGCAGAAAACCGACAGACGCAGAAAUCCAUUACGUACAGAGUGCCACUGCCACGAACGGCAUUUUCUCUAUUUGUUGACCACCCUUUUGAAUUCGUGAGGUUUUUAGAAUCCUUGCUAUCAACUGCGAAGGCAAAAGAUACUCUCUCGGAAGUUCGCUCGACAUUAUUUGAGAUAUACCUACACCAUGCAAGUCAAGACAUGUCCGAGGCAGGCAAUAUAUGGAGCGCAAAGGCAAGGUUAAUGUUGGAGAGCGCCGAAACGGUGUUAGGUACAUCUGAUGUUCUCCUUUUAUCCCAUUUGUGCAAUUUCCAGGAGGGAACAACGCGCGUUCGUGAAGAUCAAGAGCUUUUCUUCGAUAUUUUCAGAUCGCAUACAUCGGCACAUGAUACAGCUGGCGUCAUGACGGCCCUGAAGAAAUACGGCCAAAAGGAACCACAACUCUAUCCAGCAGCGUUGGCUUAUAUCGCUUCCAGCCCAAAAAUCCUUGAGGCCGCAGGGGAUGAAUUGCUGAAAAUUUUGGAGACGAUAGAGAAAGAAGGGUUGAUGGCUCCCUUACAAGUUGUCCAGGUUCUCAGUAAGAACGGUGUUGCAACAGUGAGGAUGGUUAGAAGGUACCUGAGCGACAUGAUCGAGAGAGAACGCCUAGAAAUCCAACAGGACCAAGGCUACAUCGACGGGUAUCGACGUGACACGACAAUGCGGAAGCAGGAAAUUGCGGACUUGGAAGAUAAGCCGGCGAUUUUCCAGCCCACCCGCUGUACAUUCUGUGGAGCAGCCCUGGAGCUUCCAGUUGUGCAUUUUCUAUGUAAACACUCCUUCCACCAACGGUGUCUGAAUACAUCUAUCGAGCCCCCAGAAUGUCCAACCUGCACAGCUGGGAAUGCCGCAAUUAGGGCGAUACGACAGGCCCAGGAAGACGCAAGUGACCAAUUUGGGAUUUUAAAAACGGCGUUAGAAGUGACAGAACGGGACCGUUUCGCCACAAUCAUCGAUUUUUUUGGCAGGGGCGUUAUGAAGGACCGGCCUGUCUAA